Molecule: messenger RNA, 863 nt
Organism: Sorghum bicolor (sorghum)
Lineage: Eukaryota; Viridiplantae; Streptophyta; Magnoliopsida; Poales; Poaceae
Product: 50S ribosomal protein HLP, mitochondrial
Exons: 4
Coding region: 149-661 (170 amino acids)
Biological process (GO): translation
Cellular component (GO): mitochondrial large ribosomal subunit; ribosome
Molecular function (GO): large ribosomal subunit rRNA binding; structural constituent of ribosome
Source: RefSeq, a predicted model, not a curated record
UGUCCUGGACAGAUCUCCUCUAGUCCCUCCUCACCUCCUCCCCUUCUCACGGAGGCUUUUCUGGCAGCGGCGGCGGCGGCGGCUGGGCGAGCGACGCCGGCGACGUGCAGCACCUGGAAAGCUCAGGCAAAGAGCAGGGUAGCAGGAAAUGGCAGCAUUCCUGAGGUCAAAAUGUCCAUCAGUUGGGCGUACUUUGAUGGGAAGCCUUGGAAAUAGUUUGUUUGGAGCCGCCAACUCUUCUGUUGGGGCAGUAACAAGACCUUCUCAUUGUGAUGCUAUCAGUCAGCAAAUCAGAACAUUCAUCCAGAUGAGGACCAACCUCAAGGUCGUGGAUAACUCUGGGGCCAAGCGGGUUAUGUGCAUACAAUCCUUGAGGGGGAAGAAAGGGGCAAGACUCGGGGACACGAUCAUCGGAUCUGUCAAGGAGGCCCAGCCUCGUGGCAAGGUCAAGAAAGGGGACGUUGUCUAUGGUGUGGUCGUCCGCGCUGCCAUGAAGAAAGGACGCAGCGACGGCAGUGAGAUCCAGUUCGACGACAACGCGAUAGUCCUCGUGAACAACAAGGGCGAGCUGAUCGGCACCCGCGUCUUCGGUCCCGUGCCCCAUGAGCUGAGAAAGAAGAAGCACCUCAAGAUCCUGGCACUGGCUGAGCACAUCGUUUGAGGCCGUGUUGUCAUGGUUCUUAGGUGUCUGCCUGUUAGUUCUGCAGAGCGAAAUGUUUGUGGGAAUGUUUCCGUUCUCUGUUUGAAUAAUGCAUUCUGAAAUGAUAGCAUGAACCAUUUGAACUGCGUUUGAGUCCUGGCAAAAUUCAUGUUCUCGACUUGCAUUUGACGUGAACAGUAUUAUUUUCCAUUUGGAUGGCCAA